Echinops telfairi (small Madagascar hedgehog) is the source of this 3164-nucleotide messenger RNA. RefSeq names its product solute carrier family 7 member 5 (gene SLC7A5). The transcript has 10 exons. Gene Ontology annotation, biological process: amino acid transmembrane transport; neutral amino acid transport. Gene Ontology annotation, cellular component: membrane. Bases 1 to 1425 code for a protein of 474 amino acids. Gene Ontology annotation, molecular function: neutral L-amino acid transmembrane transporter activity; L-amino acid transmembrane transporter activity. Lineage: Eukaryota; Metazoa; Chordata; Mammalia; Afrosoricida; Tenrecidae. The record is from RefSeq and is a predicted model, not a curated record.
AUGCUGGCGGCGGGCGGCGAGGACGAGGGCGUGACGCUGCAGCGCUCCAUCACGCUGCUCAACGGGGUGGCCAUCAUCGUGGGCACCAUCAUCGGCUCGGGCAUCUUCGUGACCCCCACCGGCGUGCUCAAGGAGGCGGGCUCGCCCGGGCUGUCGCUGGUGAUCUGGGCCGCGUGCGGGGUCUUCUCCAUCGUGGGCGCGCUCUGCUACGCCGAGCUGGGGACCACCAUCUCCAAGUCCGGGGGCGACUACGCCUACAUGCUGGAGGUCUACGGCUCGCUGCCCGCCUUCCUCAAGCUCUGGAUCGAGCUGCUCAUCAUCCGACCCUCCUCGCAGUACAUCGUGGCGCUGGUCUUCGCCACCUACCUGCUCAAGCCCGUCUUCCCCACCUGCCCGGUGCCCGACGAGGCCGCCAAGCUGGUGGCCUGCCUCUGCGUGUUGCUGCUCACGGCGGUGAACUGCUACAGUGUGAAGGCGGCCACCCGUGUCCAGGACGCCUUCGCGGCCGCCAAGCUACUGGCACUGGCCCUCAUCAUCCUGCUGGGCUUCGUGCAGCUUGGGAGGGGUGAUGUGUCGAACCUGGACCCCAAGUCUUCCUUCGAAGGCACCAACCUCGACGUUGGGAACAUCGUCCUGGCCCUGUACAGCGGCCUCUUUGCCUACGGGGGAUGGAACUACUUGAAUUUUGUCACGGAAGAGAUGAUAAACCCCUACAGGAACCUGCCCCUGGCCAUCAUCAUCUCCCUGCCCAUCGUCACCCUGGUGUACGUGCUCACGAACCUGGCCUACUUCACCACGCUGUCCACCGAGCAGAUGCUGGCCUCCGAGGCCGUGGCCGUGGACUUCGGCAACUACCACCUGGGUGUGAUGUCCUGGAUCAUCCCCGUCUUCGUGGGCCUGUCCUGCUUCGGCUCCGUCAACGGGUCGCUCUUCACGUCCUCCAGGCUCUUCUUUGUGGGGUCCAGGGAGGGCCACUUGCCCUCCGUCCUCUCCAUGAUCCACCCGAGACUCCUGACCCCGAUGCCAUCACUGGUGUUCACGUGCGCCAUGACCCUGCUCUACGCCUUUUCCAACGACAUCUUCUCCGUCAUCAACUUCUUCAGCUUCUUCAACUGGCUCUGCGUGGCUCUGGCCAUCAUCGGCAUGAUGUGGCUGCGGCACAAGAAGCCGGAGCUGGAGCGGCCCAUCAAGGUGAACCUGGCCCUGCCCGUUUUCUUCACCCUGGCCUGCCUCUUCCUCAUCGCUGUCUCCUUCUGGAAGACCCCCGUGGAGUGUGGCAUCGGCUUUGCCAUCAUCCUUAGCGGCCUCCCCGUCUACUUCCUCGGGGUCUCCUGGAAGAACAAGCCCAAGUGGCUGCUGCGGGGCAUCUACUCCACCACGGUCUUCUGUCAGAAGCUCAUGGAGGUGGUCCCCCAGGAGACAUAGCUGCUGGGAGGUGACCCCACACACGUCACCCUGGACCCCUCGCCCCUCAAGCAACACGCCCCAACACCCCGACAGCGUGGCCGAGCACCCCCACGAGCCAGCUCGGACACUGAAGAACCGGUACAAAGGGGAGCCAGGCGCAGGGUGCCUGGCCAAGGAGUGGCCAGGCCUGGCUCCAACCGGGGGACCCGAGGACCGCUCCCCACCCUCCCCACGUUCCUGGUGACUUUCCUUUCUCUCCCUGCCGGGUCAGAUGAUAGUGUUCUAGAGAAGUGGAUGAGGGAAAGGUGGCGGAGGACCCCCCCACUUCUAGGGGAGGCCCUGCUUCUGCCUCCAAGGCCCCAGAGCAGAGGAUUCUGAACCCACACUCCAGUCACAGAACAUUCCAGAACUACUGAGACCCUUCCUCAUUCAUCAGACCUGCACUGACACUGAGAUGGCAGCUACCACCACCCCACCCCCCCAGCCCUGGGGCUCAGCAUAGGCACUCCCUCUCGUCUGUCACGGCCAGUGUCCGACUCCCAGGGACCUGUCCCUGCAGACCAGCCCGUCCCAGAGAGAGGCCCCCGGGCAGUGAGAGCUCUCCACCCCACCCCAACCCUGCUCCAGGCGCUGGCCUAUGGAAGUCCUAUCAGGUGUGGCCAGGAACCGUGCCCAUGGGGGCGGGUUUACCUGCUGCCCCCGCUGGGGGCCCCUGCAUUCUGAGCUGGGCACGCCCAGAGCUGGACUGAAGGCGGGGCCCAACAGAACCAAGUCUGGAGCGGCCCUGCCGCAAGGACCCACCCUGGGGGCCUGCGCCGCUCAGACCAGGCCCUGCUCUGGAGACCUGAUGGCCACGGGCAGGCAGGGCUGGCAGGCCGCUGUGUGACCGUGACCGGGACCCCAGUGGGCAGCUCAGCUGGGCCUGUGGUGGGACAGACUUCGGGGGGAGGGGCGGGGGAAUACCUGCCAACCACACACCCAGACCCCACUCUGAACAGUUGACCUGCUGAUGGCAGAACUGGGGGUGGCGGAGGGGGCCGGCCAGGGGGCCAGAGGACUGGGAACCAAGCCUCUGCCCAGCCUGUCCACCAGGUUUCCAUCUGAGCCCACACGACUGGUGGCCGGCUGGCCCAGGUCCCCUUACCUGCUGGGUUUUCUGGGCCUGGGUCCCCCACUUGGAAGUUGGGCAUUUCCCAUGGUGCUGAGUCAAGCCUGCCCCACAGCCCCACCUCCCCUACCUCUGACGUGGUGGGUGGGGUCCUGCCGGGGGGCCAGGCCAAGCUGCUGAGGGACUUGUUGCUUCCAGCCCCUGUGGGCACUCCCCAAGGCCAACCUCGUCCUCUUCAAACCCUGCAUGUCCAGCGGUCAUCCAGCUCCGGGCCUAAGCAUCUCACUGACUCGAGGCCACCCAGCCUCCUCCGCAUUAUUUAUUCCCACGGUCAGCCCUCCGGUCCUGGCCUGCUACCCGCUCUGCAGCAUCGUCUCCUGUCUGCAGUCCCAGGCCCCCUGUCCUGCCAGUCCACGUGUGGCCGCCGCCCAGUGGCCCUCAGCCCUGUGCCUGGCCUGCCUGUCUGUUACACUGGGUGGAAAGACAGACAGACUCCGCCCUGUGCCUGGCCUGCCUGUCUGUUACACUGGGUAGAUGGACGGGCCUUAUCUUGUGUGUCUCAGUGGCGUUUCAUGGAAAAUAGCUGAAUCCAAUAUCGGAUUUGUUUUUGUUCGUCUUUUUUUUAAUAAAACAGGAUGAAUUAGAAGUC